Messenger RNA from Rubroshorea leprosula, 927 nucleotides. The record is from the annotation of a GenBank genome assembly. NCBI's taxonomy places the organism in Eukaryota, Viridiplantae, Streptophyta, Magnoliopsida, Malvales, Dipterocarpaceae.
GAGAUGGAAGAGAUGGUGGCCGUAUUCCUGGAUGCCAAUAGGUUACGGAGGACCGUGAUUUCAGAGAUUAUCGACGCAACGAAUGUUUACCAGGGUGCUCUGUUUCUUGAAGCUCUAUCCCAAUUUCUUGUUGGGUUCAGGGACCCCAUAUUGCUCGCUGAAUUCGAACGUUGCAACAUGCCCAUCUUGAGGGUAUUUUCCAAAUUCAUGAUUCCUGCAAAUUGUUCAUCCUGGACGAGGAAGAUUUGCGCUGAAAAGGGAGAUAACCACUGUGUAUAUCAGUUUGUAUUCAGCCGUGUGAUGUGGAUUACGUGUCAUCACGUUAUUGACCACUGCUUCGUUAGACCCGAUAACGACGACGGCUACAGGGGACUGCAGCGGCCACUCGAUUUACAUCAGGAGCCUCCCUCACACUUCAAUCUUGAUCUUCUGUCAAAUUGCUCCGAACACCCACUUUUUGAUAACUUCUGCCCUUGUUUAGCUAACCAUGGCCUUGGUCACAAGACCCACAACAAAUCUCAGAGCCGUGGCAGUUGCUGCCAUUGUUGCCCUCUGGGGAUCUACUGGGAUGAUCUCCGUAAGGAAACUGAUAGGCUUCCUUUGAUUCCCGGUGCUCUGGAGUUUGUUGGCAUUGGGUACACGGUGGUUUGCAUACAAGAGUCUCAUUUUCAAACUAGACAGGGAAGCGUUGAUACAGAAAACAAAGGACACACAAAGAAAAAAUCGGAAGCAGCUGGAGCUGAGAUGAGGGUGAACUUUUGGUUCAUGAAGCAGAAUUGUUCAUGGAGAUUACAAAUUAAAUGCGCUUCCUUUUUUUAGCACAAGUUCUAAGCCCUGGGCAAUCAAAUACAUGUAUUGCUAUUUUUCCUGUGUUUCCUCCUUGUAGCCCUACGUACUCUUUAAUGCUAAUAAUCAUCUUCUUUUGUG